ACUCAGGACUCAGGAGAGUGAAACAGUAUUUGUGUCUCUUUCAAUUCAUCAUCAUACACAGAGAUAGGGAUAGGUAAACCAACAUAGCACCCCAAGUCAAACUGCUUUAGACUCAGUCUCCUUCUUCGUCUUCUCCUUUUGCCAUGGCCAUGGGGGAUUCAAGGGUUGACACAAUUGCGCGCUUAGCUCAAUGGAAAAUCGAUAACUUCGGACCCUGUUCCUACAAGAAAUCUGACCCUUUCAAGGUCGGAAUCUGGAACUGGUACUUAUCCAUAGAGAGAAACAGGUACCUCUACAUACACCUGUUUCCAGAACCUUCUCGUGUCUCCAAGGAGCAGCCACCCGUUGCUCGUUUCAUUCUUCGAGUUUCCAAUGCUGGCUCUUCCCGCAGGUUCUAUAUUUCCCCUGUCCAUGAAAGGAUACUUAGGACAUAUGAUGACUUUGUCUGGCCUGUUGAUACUUCAUUCGUUGGUCGCUUCAUUAUUGAUGUUGAAUUUCUUGACUUGAAGAUAUGCCCUCUGAAUGGUGGGGAAGCUAGUUCUAUAUGGCCAUCCGAGGGAAAAUUGCAAUCCAUUGCAUCUCAAAGUACUCUUAGUUGCCUCUCACGCAUGCUUGAUGAUGCUAUUCAUGCUGACCUAACCAUUAUUACAGCUGAUGGUACAUUGAGAGCCCACAAGGCAAUCUUGUCUGCAAGUUCGCCGGUGUUCCAGAGUAUGUUUCAUCACAACCUGAGGGAGAAAGAGUCGUCUACUAUCCAUAUAGAAGACAUGUCGCUAGAGUCUUGCACGGCUCUUCUAAGAUACUUGUAUGGAACAAUCAAGCAAGAUGAUUUCUGGAAACACCGGCUUGCAUUGCUUGGAGCAGCCAAUAAAUAUGACAUCACCGGUCUCAAAGACGUGUGCGAAGACAGUCUACUGGAAGAUCUUAACUCCGGAAAUGUUCUCGAAAGGCUCAACGAAGCUUGGCUUUAUCAAUUACACAAGUUAAAGAAAGGAUGCUUGACCUUCUUAUUUGACUUCGGAAAGAUAUAUGAUGUUAGAGAUGAAGUAAACAACUUUUUUCAGCAUGCUGAUAGGGAGCUAAUGAUGGAGAUGUUUCAGGAAGUGCUCACAGUUUGGAGACCGGUAUAAACUAACAUGGGAAAACUAUUUGCCCCAUGAAUCUUUGUGAAUAUGGUAGAUUAUUCAUUAUUGUGAUACAAUAAUCAUAUUUGCUCUUUACCUUAACUUUAUCAUUUAAUAGUUGGUGUUUUUCAUAUAAA
Molecule: messenger RNA, 1261 nt
Organism: Arachis duranensis
Lineage: Eukaryota; Viridiplantae; Streptophyta; Magnoliopsida; Fabales; Fabaceae
Product: BTB/POZ domain-containing protein At1g21780
Exons: 4
Coding region: 144-1130 (328 amino acids)
Molecular function (GO): protein binding
Source: RefSeq, a predicted model, not a curated record